Messenger RNA from Felis catus (domestic cat), 568 nucleotides. It is a transcript of the gene AAMDC, whose product is annotated as adipogenesis associated Mth938 domain containing. The transcript is spliced from 4 exons. Gene Ontology annotation, biological process: positive regulation of fat cell differentiation. The record is from RefSeq and is a predicted model, not a curated record. Lineage: Eukaryota; Metazoa; Chordata; Mammalia; Carnivora; Felidae. Gene Ontology annotation, cellular component: cytoplasm. The coding region runs from base 165 to 533 and encodes 122 amino acids.
CGGGGAUAUCCGUGAACAGCGGAGAGAAGGAGCGUGCCAGGGCCGCUUCCCGCCGGGCGUUCGGGCCCCUCGCUUACCUUCUCCACUGCCGACGUCCGGCGGCGGCGCCUGCAGCACCCGCUCCAGCUCAGGGAACGGCAACUCAGAGUUCAGUUAAGUUCCUUAUGUCCUCCCCUGAAAUUGCUUCCCUAUCAUGGGGGCAAAUGAAAGUACAAGGCUCUACUAAAACCUAUAAGGACUGCAAAGUGUGGCCAGGGGGAAGUCGGGCUUGGGACUGGAGAGAAACAGGAACUGAGCAUUCUCCUGGUGUGCAGCCUGCAGAUGUGGAGGAAGUUGUUAAGAAGGGUGUGCAGACUCUUGUGAUUGGCCGAGGGAUGAGUGAGGCCUUGAAGGUGCCUCCGUCAACUGUGGAGUACCUCGAGAAACAAGGCAUUGAUGUGCGGGUCCUCCAGACAGAGCAGGCAGUGAAGGAGUAUAAUGCCUUGGCUGCCCGAGGAAUCAGGGUGGGAGGGGUCUUCCAUUCCACGUGCUGAUGGAGCCUUAAGGAGAAUAAAUCACUAAGCCACAA